Molecule: messenger RNA, 1217 nt
Organism: Microcebus murinus (gray mouse lemur)
Lineage: Eukaryota; Metazoa; Chordata; Mammalia; Primates; Cheirogaleidae
Source: RefSeq, a predicted model, not a curated record
CUCACGGGGGGCCGUGCUCUCCUCGGGAGUCUCCGUAGCUGCGGGUCGGCCGAGACCCUCCGGGCUCGGCAGCUUUCGCCGCGUUCUACGGGAGCGGCGUGGGGACACGUGGCCCGCCCGGGGGCGUGUUUGUGGGCCGCGCCUCCCUUCCCCGCCCCGCGACCCUCUGACCCCUCCUCUUCUCUAGGUUUCCGCGUCUCGUCCCCGCGGCGGCCCAGUCGGCGUAAUGGCGACGGCCGAGGUGUUGAACAUUGGUAAAAAGCUGUAUGAGGGUAAAACAAAAGAAGUCUAUGAAUUGUUAGAUAGUCCAGGAAAAGUCAUCCUGCAGUCCAAGGACCAGAUUACAGCAGGAAAUGCAGCUAGAAAAAAUCACAUGGAAGGAAAAGCUGCAAUCUCAAAUAAAAUUACCUGUUGUAUUUUUCAGCUGUUACAGGAAGCAGGUAUCAAAACUGCUUUCACCAAAAAAUGUGGAGAGACAGCUUUCACUGCACCCCAGUGUGAAAUGAUUCCAAUUGAAUGGGUUUGCAGAAGAAUAGCAACUGGUUCUUUUCUCAAAAGAAAUCCUGGUGUUAAGGAAGGAUAUAAGUUUUACCCACCUAAAGUGGAGAUGUUUUUCAAGGAUGAUGCCAAUAAUGACCCACAGUGGUCUGAGGAACAGCUAAUAGCUGCGAAAUUUUGCUUUGCUGGACUUGUUAUAGGCCAAACUGAAGUUGAUAUCAUGAGCCACGCUACACAGGCUAUUUUUGAAAUGCUGGAGAAAUCGUGGUUGACCCAAAACUGUACACUGGUUGAUAUGAAGAUUGAAUUUGGUGUUGAUGUAACCACCAAAGAGAUUGUUCUUGCUGAUGUUAUUGAUAAUGAUUCCUGGAGACUGUGGCCAUCAGGAGAUCGAAGCCAACAGAAAGACAAGCAGUCUUAUCGGGACCUCAAAGAAGUAACUCCUGAAGGGCUCCAGAUGGUGAAGAAAAACUUUGAGUGGGUUGCAGAGAGAGUAAAGUCUCUGCCUCAGAAAAUCUGUGAAUGAGAGAAUACAUGAGGUGCCCCUGGACAGAGCUUAAAGAAACAGCUGCACACACUCUUUUAAAAAGUGUUAAUAUUGCAUUUACUUGGAAAGAUGUAAAUAAAGUUAACAUUACAAAAAAUCCACUACCUAUAAAGAAAUAUUAAUAAAUAUGCUGUUAGUCUACUAAUCCAUGAAUCUAGAGAAGCAUUCAUUU